Messenger RNA from Effrenium voratum, 1941 nucleotides. NCBI's taxonomy places the organism in Eukaryota, Dinophyceae, Suessiales, Symbiodiniaceae. The record is from the annotation of a GenBank genome assembly.
AUGGCAGAGAUUGUCCAUGAAGGUUUGCGAUUUCGCCCUGGGCAAAAGGCGCUGCAGAAAAGCGAGUCGCUGCUGGACUCGCUGGAGCCCACAGAGGCACCCUCUGAGGCAGAGCAGUCGGACCUCUCCGAGGAGCCGCACGAGCCAAGCUGGAAACCCAUCGAUUGCCAGGCCGCCAGCUGCGGCGACUUUGCUGGAGGGCCAGCCAGGCGCAUAUCUCUUAGCAACGCUGGAUGGCUGCCACGCUUUUGCGUGUGCCUGCCCGGCAUCAUGCUAUUUGGUGGCAUAGGUGUAAUUUGCAUUGCAGCUGCCUACAGCACUUCGGCCUUCUACGCCAUUGCUGCGCUACUGUCAAUUUUUACCAUGUCCUAUUCCACAGACCUUGCGGUCUCCUCGCUGAUCGGGGCCUGGCGAAUGCGCCGGACCUCAGCGACGGAUUGGGAUGCUGAACUUAGUGCGCUGCUAGAGAAGCAGCCAGAGCUGUCAGACGUCAUGCACAUAGUCAUCCUCCCAAACUACAAGGAGGAUGAGCAGAUGAUGCUGCGCACUCUGGAACAGAUCGCUGCUUCGACAAUGGCAAAGUCAAGAAUCAAGGUGGUUCUUGCAAUGGAAGCUCGCGAAGGUCUUGAUGGCAGCACGAAGGCGGAGCGUUUAGUAGAAAAGGCAAAGGACUGGUUUGCCGACAUCUUUUUCACUUCUCACCCGGCAGACCUGCCUGGCGACCUGGCGGGGAAGUCCUCAAACACCCAGUGGGCAUACAAGCAGAUGCUUGGUCGAUACUCCAAUGAUCUUAGCCGAAGGGACAGCUCACACGUGCUGCUCUCCGUGGGAGAUGCCGACACGCUGUGGCAUCCUCAGUACUUCAGUGCUUUGGCCUUCCAGGCGCUGACAACCCCAGCAGAGGAACGCGUUUGGUGCUUCUGGCAGUCUCCAAUGCUACUGUUUCGCAACUUGAUGACUGCUCCUGCAAUCACGCGUGUCUCAGGGUAUGCCACCUUGCUCUUUGAACUUGCCGGGCUCACGAACCAGACGCUCACUCCGGCUUUGUGCUUCUCCUCGUACUCCAUGACCCUGGCCCUGGCUCACCACCCUAUGGUGGCAGGCUGGGAUCCCGACGUCAUUGCAGAGGACCACCACAUGUUUUGCAAGUGCUUCUUCGCCUCGAUCCGGUGGUGGCAGAAGGUGUGCCCCGAGGGCAAGAAGGCCCCGCCCAGAGUUCAGGUGAAACCCAUCUACCUGGCGUCCACAGCCUUCUUGGUUGAGGAGGAUGGCUGGAUGGCCUCAGUGCGUGCGCGCUUCCAGCAGGCUACGCGGCACUGCCAGGGCGUCUCUGAGCUCAGCUACACAGUGCUGCAGUACAUCACGCUGAUCCAGGAGUUUGGCUUUCGUGCCCUACCCCUUUCCGUGCACACGGGCACAGCUAGCAUCAUCUUCAAGAUGGCCGCGGUGCACCAGAUCAAUCAGGUAGAAGCCUUUGCAGUGCUCCUGGCAGCGGUGCUGGCCGCACCUGGCUUGCUGUCGUGGUUUCUCGACGGUGGCCUUUGGAAUAUGCUAUCGAUUGCGUUGGCUGAGGGCCCGUUGAUGGCUGUGGAGCAGCAGAGCUUUGGGGGGCACGCGCGAUGGACAGUCUACUCCAUUUGCGGCCCCAUUUCGCCAGUGCUUUGCCUUAUGGUUUUUACCACCUUUCUGGUGCUUCGAGAUCUUCUUCAAGGCGAUCUUACAGCAAAGGCCGUCACGAAGGAGGACGUCCAAGGCUAUGUUGGUCAUCGUCUCAGCUGGUGGGGCUGGGCAAAGACCUACAGCCUUGUUGCGUUCGACUACUUUGGGUCCGGUCAGCUCACACUGUUUGCCUUUGGGCUGCUCCCUUCGAUGUGCGCCAGCUUCCGCCUUCUGCGGCAUGGCACCAGACUGGACUACAUCGUAGCCGCCAAGCCCAAGUGA